AUGGCAGAAGAGCGGGUGGAGGCUGAGGUUGUCAUGUUCAGGACCAUCGACCAGCUACUGGCCAAGACCGUUGUUCAAGGCUAUGGACAUAGGAAUCCUAGUUGUGAACAACAGAUUUCUGUCAAUAGAAUCACCGGUGAGAUAACUGAUUUUAUCAAUGGGUUAGCUCGAUGCAACGAUAGCCACUUGGAGAAUCUGGAGCUGGGAAACAAUGGAUUGUCUGGCAAUUUGCCAGAUUCUCUAGGAAACCUGAAGAAGUUAAGGUACCUCCAAUUUUUGCGGAAUUCAUUUCAAGGUUCUAUUCCACGGACGAUUGGAAACUUGUCGUCUUUGAAAGAGUUUUACGUUGGCAAAAACAGUAUGAGUGGGAUUCCUGAAAGUUUUGGGCAAUUGUCGGCGUUGGUCGCGGUGGAUCUCUCUGAGAACUUGUGGGAAGGAGUCGUGACGGAGCGCCACCUGGCAAAUCUCUCGAGCCUUACGGAUCUUUCCUUGGAUAAAAUGUAUCAAAACAUUUCCUUGGCAUUUAACAUAGCCCCCAGUUGGAUUCCUCCCUUCAAGCUUAGGUACCUGAACAUCAGGUUUUGCCAAUUGGGUCCCGAGUUUCCUACUUGGCUCAGGAAUCAAAACCACCUCAAGACCGUGGUGUUGCGCAACGAUAAGAUUUCAGGAACCAUACCCGAUUGGUUCUUCCAGUUGAAUCUGCAAUUGGAUGAACUAGACGUCUCGUAUAAUCAACUCACUGGCAAGCCACCCACCUCGCUGACAUUUGUAGACGAUCAGUCCAAUGUCGACUUGAGUUCAAACCGAUAUGAAGGUCCUCUUCCUAUGUGGUCUUCCAAUGUGACGACACUGUAUCUCAGAGAUAAUCAGUUCUCCGGUCCAAUUCCUCCUAACAUCGGCGAACUCAUGCCUUACCUGACAGAUUUAGACAUAUCUCGGAAUGCCCUAAAUGGUACCAUUCCCUUGUCCAUUGGGAAAAUGACCACUUUGACAACCUUAGUCAUCUCCAACAACUACCUAUCCGGAGAAAUACCGCGGUUCUGGAGCAACUUGCCCUUCCUAUAUAUUCUUGACAUGUCAAACAAUAGCCUUUCGGGUCCAAUACCGAGAGAGGUUGGCUUUCUUUCCUCUCUCAUGUUCCUCAUACUUAGUAACAACAAUCUCUCUGGCAAACUUCCGUCCUCCUUGCGGAACUGCAGCUCUCUGGACAGUCUUGAUUUAGGCGAGAACAAGUUCUCAGGAAACAUUCCCGCAUGGAUUGCAGAGAGCAUUCCUUCAUUACUGAUUUUGUGCCUGCGGUCCAAUUCGUUUACCGGGAAAAUUCCUCCUCAGAUAUGCCGUCUUUCAAAUCUCCACAUAGUAGACCUCUCUCACAACAGCUUGUCAGGAUCAAUUCCGAUGUGCAUUGGAAACUUAUCAGGCUUGAAAGUGGAGCUCCCGGAUACUUACAGAGGGGAGGGGAGGUACGAGGGACGCUUGACCAUUGUGGCGAAAGGACGGAUUGCUGAAUAUUAUCAAAGCAUUCUUUACCUCGUCAACAGUUUGGAUCUCUCGGACAACCGCUUGUCUGGGGAGAUUCCUGAAGCGCUAACAGCCCUCGUGAGGUUGUGGGCCUUGAAUUUGUCCAUGAACCAUUUCACUGGAAGAAUACCGAUCGACAUUGGGAACUUGGAAGGGCUAGAAACUCUCGACUUAUCAAGCAACAAUCUCUCGGGACCACUUCCUCCGAGCAUCACCGCUUUAACAAAGCUGAAUCACUUGAAACUGUCAUACAACAACUUGUGGGGGAGAAUCCCGAGGACCAACCAGUUCCAAACCCUCAACGACCCAUCGAUUUACGAGGGCAACGUCGGCCUCUGUGGGAUUCCAUUGCCAGAGUUAUGCCCGGGAGACGAGAAACAGCCACAAUCUCCUGACGAUGGUGGCGGAAACACCAAGAGCGAAGACGGAGGCGAUGAUCUCGAACGUUUGUGGCUCUUGCUGAGCAUUGGGCUCGGUUUCUCUGUCGGGUUCUGGGGCGUCUGCGGCACUUUGAUCUUAAAGAAGUCCUGAGAGAUGCUACUAUGGUUACGUCGACAGGAUGAAGAACAAGCUAAUUGUUGCUGCACUCAUCGCAUGUCGGACGGACUAGUAUCCAAGCAUGUAUUCAGGGAUUUUAUUCAGGGCUUACUAUCGUUAGACAUUUGA
Messenger RNA from Eucalyptus grandis, 2187 nucleotides. RefSeq names its product receptor-like protein EIX2. The transcript is spliced from 2 exons. The record is from RefSeq and is a predicted model, not a curated record. Lineage: Eukaryota; Viridiplantae; Streptophyta; Magnoliopsida; Myrtales; Myrtaceae. Gene Ontology annotation, molecular function: protein binding.